Molecule: messenger RNA, 1725 nt
Organism: Arabidopsis lyrata subsp. lyrata
Lineage: Eukaryota; Viridiplantae; Streptophyta; Magnoliopsida; Brassicales; Brassicaceae
Product: DUF21 domain-containing protein At1g55930, chloroplastic
Exons: 11
Coding region: 1-1239 (412 amino acids)
Molecular function (GO): flavin adenine dinucleotide binding
Source: RefSeq, a predicted model, not a curated record
AUGAUUCGGGAUCACAUAUGGCAAUCUUAUGUGGCUUUAGCCUUUAGGUCUCCAAAAAGUGUAGCGGUUCACAAUGCUCAAGAGGUUGCAAGGAUUGUGGUCAGACCAGUGGCUUGGCUUUCCUUGAUAUUAUAUCCUGUUGGAAGAGUAGUGACAUAUCUUUCGAUGGGAAUUCUGAAAAUUCUUUGUUUGAAAGGACGGAGUGAGCCAUAUGUUACUGAAGAUGAAUUGAAACUAAUGCUACGCGGAGCAGAAUUAAGUGGGGCUAUAGAAGAGGAAGAGCAGGAUAUGAUUGAAAAUGUGUUAGAGAUAAAGGAUACGCAUGUUCGAGAGGUGAUGACUCCUCUUGUUGAUGUAGUUGCAAUAGAUGGCAGCGGCAGCCUGGUUGAUUUCCAUAACUUUUGGGUGACCCACCAGUACUCGAGGGUGCCUGUUUUUGAGCAGAGGAUUGAUAACAUAGUUGGUAUUGCAUAUGCUAUGGAUCUGCUAGAUUAUGUUCCAAAGGGUAACUUGCUUGAAAGUACUACUGUGGUGGACAUGGCACAUAAACCUGCAUUCUUUGUCCCUGAUUCAAUGUCAGUUUGGAAUGUUCUUAGAGAGUUUAGAAUAAGAAAGGUUCACAUGGCAGUUGUUCUUAAUGAAUACGGUGGAACCAUUGGAAUAAUAACUCUUGAAGAUGUGGUCGAACAGAUUGUUGGUGAAAUAUUUGAUGAAAACGAUUCAAAGGAGGAGAUUCAGAAGAAAACGGGUUACAUCGUGAUGAGAGCAGAAGGGAUAUAUGAUGUUGAUGCCAACACUUCGAUUGACCAGUUAUCUGAAGAACUUAACAUAAAGAUGUUAGAGGGCCAUCAGUAUGAGACAGUCUCAGGUUUUGUCUGUGAGGCCUUUGGGUAUAUCCCAAAGACAUGUGAGAGUGUGACGGUAGUUCUUGAAAAGGAAAACUGGGAAGAGAAUGAUGAACAAGAUGAGGGUAAACACGAGAGUCAAGAUCAGAAGGAAAAGCACCAAGUUUAUAGACUAGAGAUACUAGCAGGGAAUGCCAGAAAAGUGAGUACAGUCCGGUUCGAACGAGUUAAUAAUAUGGAUGAAGUGUCAGAGGCGCGAGAUGUAAAAAACAUGGUUCCCAAGUUCGUAAGAAAAUGGAGCAGUGAGGAAGAUACCGAUGGUAAUCUCCAAGCCAAGAAUGCCGUCUUUGAUGAGCAUCUAAUUGCUGAAACUGAAAGUAUGAAGAAAGAAUAAUGAUAAAAGAGGAGGAGACAGAGGAUGAAAUAAAGGAUGAACAAUACUGUUGUAAGUUUUUUAACUGAAAGAGGAUUAGUUGCUUCUUACAUUCAUCUCUUGUUUACCAAUAGUGAGAUAUAUCUUCAUAACACAAUACAAAAAAGAUUUGCAUAUUGAUGGGAUGAACUUAAAGGAUUCUCGGAGAUCGUUAUGCGUAUCGGCUUGGAGAAUUGAAGCAAGGGUGCUCGAAUGAUAUAAGAUUUAUCGAUCAAAGACAAGUCAUACGUUGUGACUAGAUGAUGAAGAAAUAUAGCCAUCUGAAGCCUAGCAAACUCUGCUCCUGCAAAUAGUCUUGCACCACCACCAAACGCCAUGAACGUUUUAGAGCCACAAAGCAAUUCCUUACCCUCCCAUCUCCAUGGAUUAAACUCACAUGGUUGUUCAUAGAUUUGAGGGUCAUAAUGAAGAAGAAAAUGGAACAACCAAUACAAUCCAUCCUGCUGG